This is a messenger RNA of Drosophila eugracilis, 323 nucleotides long. RefSeq names its product cytochrome b-c1 complex subunit 9 (gene ox). Gene Ontology annotation, biological process: mitochondrial electron transport, ubiquinol to cytochrome c. The coding region runs from base 90 to 257 and encodes 55 amino acids. The transcript is spliced from 2 exons. Lineage: Eukaryota; Metazoa; Arthropoda; Insecta; Diptera; Drosophilidae. The record is from RefSeq and is a predicted model, not a curated record.
AUCGAUUUACAAAUCAGCUGUGAAUUUGGCGUGUGGAAAAUAGUUUGCCCUAGAAUAAAUCGGAAGUUUUAAACGAAAAUUUCGUCAACAUGAAGGUCAUCUACAACACCCUGUUCAAGCGCACCUCAACCUACGCCGUGGCCAUCAUCGCUUCGGCCUUUUUCUUCGAGCGCGCCAUUGAUGUCACGUCGGUGGCGAUCUUUGAGAGCGUCAACAAAGGCAAACUCUGGAAGGACAUCAAGGGCAAAUACGAAUAAAUAACCAUGCUUCGUUGUAAUUAGCAAUAAUAAUCAACGUUUAUUCUAAACGAAACAAAAACUAAA